Molecule: messenger RNA, 3603 nt
Organism: Rattus norvegicus (Norway rat)
Lineage: Eukaryota; Metazoa; Chordata; Mammalia; Rodentia; Muridae
Gene: Rab36
Product: RAB36, member RAS oncogene family
Cellular component (GO): Golgi membrane
Molecular function (GO): GTP binding; G protein activity; GTPase activity
Source: RefSeq, a predicted model, not a curated record
ACAGGGAUUAAAAUAGGUUAAAAUAGAUCUAGCAGGGAUCCAGUACAACACUUAAAAAUCUACCUGCUGAUGUUCUUCAGAGGACUCAGUCCUAAAGGGUCUCUCUAGCCCACACUGCCCUAGUUUCAUUUUAAGAAGGUGUGAGUGAAUACCCAGGGAGUCAAAAAAUGUGGGUUCAAUUCUAUUUCUAACUCACUAGGCAAAUCUUUUUGAAUGAGGUUUUUAGUUUACUGUCAGAGGGGGGCGGGGGGAGAGGAGAGAACACCAGAGUUGGGAAACCUUAGUUUUUCAAUUUUGGUAAGAGUUCUGGUAAAUGUUCUAAGGCGUAGGAUAUCCACAGCCUACCCUCCGCACCUCGCUUUUCAACAGAAGCUAGCUCGAAGGGUCCCAGUAAUUCCCAGUAACUUGAGCUGCUUUUUAAACGCCCGUUAACCGAGGAAAUUAAUGUUUCAGCCUGCACUCCAGAAGCCAGGCACAUGAUUUCCAAAUAGCAUUAAACUCAAACGGGUGCAGUAAGGCAGAUGGUAGGCGUGAGGUGUGUCCUUAGCUUGCAGCGGGGCCGUCUUCGAUGCCACACCAAAACUCCUUUUUCUGGGGAUUGUCACGACCCGGCCCAUCAAGGUAGCCAGAGUGAACCUUGAGCCAACCCUUUACCCAGACUCCACGCACGGGCCCCGCCUGCUCAUCAACGCCUUGGUUGUCAUGGUGAGCCCGGGGCGCUGCAGUGGAGUCCGGAAGUCUCUGAGCAAGCAGUGCAGAGCUCGAGGUCCCAGGAGGCUCUCGUUGCUAUGGUGAUGACUCCGCGCGGGGCCCUGUGCCAGCCACAUCCAAGGACUGGAGGAGGGUCCAGACCCCGCCCCCGACGUCAGGAUUCGGGAGCUGCGAGCCAGUCCCGCGAGGCCACUGUUGCUGUGGUGAUUUGCAGCGGCCUGCGCGCCAGAACCUGGUCUUUGCAGCUUUGUCUACAGAACACUGGAAGAAUGAGGUCCUCUUGGACCCCUCUGGGGCCCCCUGUGAGCCAGGAUCGAAUCAUCACCAGCUUCCCUAAGUGGUACACGCCGGAUGCCUGCCUGCAGCUCAAGGAGCACUUCCACAGCCAGGUCAGCACAGCCUGCCAGCACAGGAACACGGGCACUGCUGGGCUCAGACUCUCCAAGGUGGUGGUAGUUGGUGAUCUCUACGUGGGAAAGACUAGCCUCAUUCACAGGUUAUGCAAGAAUGUUUUCGACCGGGAUUACAAGGCCACGAUUGGUGUAGACUUUGAAAUCGAGCGCUUUGAGAUCGCAGGGAUUCCCUACAGCCUCCAGAUCUGGGACACAGCCGGACAGGAAAAGUUCAAGUGCAUUGCGUCUGCCUACUACCGCGGUGCCCAGGUGAUCAUCACAGCCUUUGACCUCACCGACGUGCAGACUCUGGAGCAUACCAAGCAAUGGCUGCAGGAUGUGCUGAGGGAGAAUGAGGCAGGUUCUUGCUUCAUCUUCCUCGUGGGAACCAAGAAGGAUCUCCUGUCAGGGGCAGCGUGCGAGCAGGCGGAAGCAGAAGCUGUGCAUCUGGCCAAUGAGAUGCAGGCAGAGUACUGGUCUGUGUCGGCCAAGACGGGAGAGAACGUGAAGGCAUUCUUCAGCCGAGUCGCCGCCCUAGCCUUUGAACAGUCUGUACUUCAGGACCUAGAGAAGAGGCCCAGCACCCAGUCCCAGGUCGGAGAUGGAGAUGGAGACCUAAUACGAAUAGAGGUACCGAAGACGCAGGAGAACAAAAGGCCACCUGGCCUGGGUUGCUGUUAACUGAGGCCAGCAUCAGAGCCAUCACAGGGUGUGACAUAGAGCCCAAGCUCUUCAGUGGACAUGCCUUAAAGCUGGAGAAGCCCUGUGUCUCCAGAGCCCAGCCAUUUCUCUUUAGCCGGUCAGCAGCCACUGGCUGCUGAAACCCCAUACUGCCUGGCUGGUUGAUGGGCACCAGGGUGAGCCUUCUCUUUAGGGUCUUCAGACUGUCACCGUGUUCUUAAGAGGCUCCAAGACUGCGAACUCGGGGCACCUCGGGCUAGCCCACGUCCCUUACCCAAUUAUACCAAUAACUGUGGGGCCCUUUCGUGUGGAUCCUCUGGGAUCUCCAUGUUCCAAGCACGGAGACUUGUCAGAGUGGGCAAGUAAAAUUAACCUGCCAUCCCAGGCAGAGUUCUCUCUCAUCAAGAAGAUAUGGGGUGGGGUUGGGGAUUUAGCUCAGUGGUAGAGCGCUUGCCUAGCGAGCGCAAGGCCCUGGGUUCGGUCCCCAGCUCUGGAAAAAAAAAAAAAAAAGAGUAUGUGCUGCUUUCCAUCUCUAGCACCCAAGUUGGGUGGCUGAUAACUGUUUGGGGGUUGGGGAUUUAGCUCAGUGGUAGAGCGCUUGCCUAGGAAGCGCAAGGCCCUGGGUUCGGUCCCCAGCUCCGGAAAAAAAAAAAAAAAGAACCAAAAAAAAAAAAAAAAAGAAGAAGAAGAUAUGGGGUUCUAGGCCUUUCAGCCUCAGACCUAGGGCUCCCUCCACCCACUGUUCAAACAUAAUAUGGCCCCUCUGGCAGAUUCCCGCCCCCACCUCUGAGAUUCCCCGUGGUUCUGCCCUAAGUAUUGACGGGUAAGAAGGCAGGCCUUUGGCUUACCACUGUGACUGUCCCAAGGGAUGGCAACUGCAUGGUGACCUCCGGAUCCUCACUAGAGGGAUCCCUGUGACCAUCCUGAGAGAUGACAGUGCAUGGUGUCCCUCUGACAACUCCCACAUCCCUGAGCCUGACACUGUCCUGUGUUGUCACCUAUGCCCAUCCCUGCUGGCCUCCCAUGUGUCUGUCCCACUGGCCUGCUUGUCUCUCAGGACUUUGGCAUCCAUCGGGCCAUGUACCUCUGGAGGACGUGGGACAGCCGGAAUCUAGCAUGCCUAACCCCAUUCUGCAUAUCAGCAGGAUGCAUCCUGUGUGGGUCCAGGGUCUCCCCUGACCACCUUACCUACUCUGUAUCCCUGUAGCUCUGGGUCUGGACUCUCCUGCCAUAAGAGGGUGGGCACACCUGGCAUUCCUAGCUGCUCCCCCUCCCCAUAGGCAGGGUCUCAUGGAACCCACACUGGCUUCCAACUCUAUACGUAGCUGAGGCUUAACCUUGAAUUUUAUUUACCCUCCAUCUCCCAAAUGCUAAAGUUACCAAACUGUACCACCAUACCUAGCAACACCCGCUUCUCAAGGAUGGUAAGCAGCUGUAGGCCGCCAUGUAGGUCCAUGCCCUUUUCUAAGUGCCUGGCAUAGCACAUCUCCCCAUGGCUGUCCAUUAACUCAGCAAUGGCCAAACAUCGGAGAGCACUGACCUAUCUUCCAGUUCAAUAUAACACUCAUUAGCAUUAGUGUGCCCUCUCCCUCCCCACUGCCCACCCCACUCUGAAACAGUGUGUCACUCUGUAUAUACUAGACUGGCCUUGAGCUUGCAACAGCCCCCUGCCUCUGUCUUCCAAGUGCUGGGGUUACAGACCCGAAACUCAUAAUUUGGCUCAAGGCCUUUUAUUCUAAAAAGUAUAUAAGACAUCUCUUUAAAGGAUUUAAUGUUUGGUAUUAAACGAGGUGGUGGAGCAAUAAAAAAAAUGCAAGUA